Molecule: messenger RNA, 12593 nt
Organism: Pogoniulus pusillus (Red-fronted tinkerbird)
Lineage: Eukaryota; Metazoa; Chordata; Aves; Piciformes; Lybiidae
Gene: NFAT5
Product: nuclear factor of activated T cells 5
Exons: 14
Coding region: 335-4873 (1512 amino acids)
Biological process (GO): cytokine production; calcineurin-NFAT signaling cascade; regulation of transcription by RNA polymerase II
Cellular component (GO): transcription regulator complex
Molecular function (GO): transcription factor binding; DNA-binding transcription factor activity, RNA polymerase II-specific; RNA polymerase II cis-regulatory region sequence-specific DNA binding
Source: RefSeq, a predicted model, not a curated record
GGCCCUGGGGUUCCUUGUGCGCGCCCCCUCCCCGGCACCCGGCGCAGGCGCAGAGCGGUAACGGAGGGGGCGGUCGGGCGCGUUCUGUUGGCAGUAGCCGGUUCCUGUCAGCGGCGGCGGGUGGCAGUGCCCCGGUCCCGACGGCGAGCAGAGCUCUCCCGGUCUGGCCCGACCCGGCCCGAUUCGUGGCCCCGACGUGAGGAGCGCCGCUCUCUCGCCCGCCGGUGUCUCCCCUCCCCAGCCCGGGGCGGCGGAGGCAGCAGCGCCCCCCUCCCGGCCCGGCCCCCCCCUCCUCCCGCCGCUCCCCUCGCCCCUGCCGGGCCGCGGAGCUGCAAUGCCCUCGGACUUCAUCUCUCUCCUCAGCGCCGACCUCGACCUCGAGUCCCCCAAGUCCCUCUACUCCAAGGAAUCUGUCUAUGACCUUCUCCCAAAGGAGCUGCAGUUACCACCUUCCAGAGAAACAUCCGUAGCAUCCAUGAGCCAAACAAGUGGUGGCGAGGCAGGUUCGCCGCCUCCAGCUGUAGUUGCUGCUGAUGCUUCUUCAGCUCCUUCCUCUUCCUCCAUGGGCGGUGCUUGCAGCUCCUUUACCACCUCUUCCAGUCCUACCAUUUACUCUACCUCAGUCACCGACAGCAAGGCUAUGCAAGUGGAGAGCUGCUCCUCAGCCGUGGGGGUAAGUACCCGAGGGGUAAGUGACAAGCAGUUAACCAGUAACGCAGCCCAGCAGCAGCAGUCAACGCCGAAGAGACACACAGUCCUGUACAUCUCGCCACCACCCGAGGACUUGCUGGACAACAGUCGGAUGUCCUGCCAGGAUGAGGGCUGUGGAUUGGAGUCAGAACAGAGCUGCAGUAUGUGGAUGGAGGAUUCACCCUCCAACUUCAGUAACAUGAGUACCAGUUCCUACAAUGAUAACACUGAGGUGCCACGUAAAUCACGCAAACGAAACCCAAAGCAGAGGCCAGGGAUCAAACGUCGAGAUUGUGAAGAGUCCAACAUGGAUAUAUUUGAUGCCGACAGUGCCAAAGCGCCUCACUAUGUGCUUUCUCAGCUCAGCACGGACAGCAAAGGCAACUCAAAAGCAGGAAAUGGAGCAUCAGAGAACCAGAAGGGAACUGGAGGGAAGAAGACCCCAAUGUUGUGUGGUCAGUAUCCAACUAAGAGCGAGGGGAAGGAACUGAAGAUAGUGGUACAGCCAGAAACCCAGCACAGGGCUCGGUACCUGACAGAGGGCAGCCGAGGCUCCGUCAAAGACCGGACCCAGCAAGGCUUUCCGACUGUAAAGCUGGAAGGUCACAACGAGCCGGUGGUGCUGCAGGUAUUUGUGGGCAAUGACUCAGGCCGAGUGAAGCCACAUGGGUUCUACCAGGCCUGCAGAGUUACUGGGAGGAACACUACUCCCUGUAAAGAGGUGGAUAUAGAGGGGACCACUGUCAUUGAGGUCGGGCUGGACCCCAGCAACAAUAUGACACUCGCGGUUGAUUGUGUGGGAAUACUGAAGCUGAGAAACGCUGACGUUGAAGCUAGGAUAGGGAUUGCUGGCUCCAAGAAGAAAAGCACACGAGCUAGGCUGGUGUUCCGCGUUAACAUCACUCGCAAAGACGGCUCCACUUUGACUCUUCAGACACCUUCUUCCCCAAUUUUGUGCACUCAACCAGCAGGAGUUCCAGAGAUCCUAAAGAAAAGUCUGCACAGUUGCUCAGUGAAGGGUGAAGAGGAAGUUUUUCUGAUUGGCAAGAACUUUCUAAAGGGAACAAAAGUGAUUUUCCAAGAGAAUGUUUCGGAUGAGAAUUCUUGGAAGGCAGAAGCUGAAAUAGACAUGGAAUUAUUUCAUCAGAAUCACCUUAUUGUGAAGGUGCCACCAUAUCAUGACCAGCAAAUAACCUCAGCUGUUUCUGUGGGAAUUUAUGUGGUGACCAAUGCUGGAAGAUCACACGAUGUGCAACCAUUUACCUACACUCCAGAUACAUCUGGUACUCUGAAUGUUAAUGUGAAGAAGGAAAUCUCCAGCCCAGCCCAACAUUGUUCUUUUGAAGAGGCUAUAAAAGCAGUGAAGGCCACGGGCUGUAACCUGGAGAAAGUGAACAUUCUUCCUAGUGCCUUGAUAACUCCACUCAUGCCAAGCAGUAUGAUUAAGAGUGAAGAUGUGGCUCCAAUGGAAGUAAGUGCAGAAAAAAGAUCUCCCUCUGUCUUCAAGGCUUCAAAUGUGGUUGGACCAACUCAGCAAACAUUGGAAAACAGUAUGUCUGGCAUAUCAACUUCUGCUUCCCAUUUACCUUCUGAGAAUGAAAACCAGCAGCAAAUCCAGCCAAAGGUGUACACCCCUGAGACACUAACGACCAUCCAAACGCAGGACAUUUCCCAGCCUGGAAGCUUUUCAGCGGUCUCUACUCCAGGUCAGCUGCAGAACAGUGAUGCCUUACUGCAGCAAGCUGCACAGUUCCAGACAAGAGAUUCCCAAACCAGGGAAGUCCUGCAGUCGGAUGGCACAGUAGUCGCUUUGUCACAGCUAACCGAUGCGUCACAGCAGCAGCAGUCGACGCUCUCGGAACCAGCACAAGCGUUGCAGCAGCAGAUUUCAUCCAGUAUUUUCUCCUCGGCCAGCGGUGUGAGUCAGUUGCAGAACACCAUCCAGCAGCUGCAGGCUGGCAAUUUUCCGACCAACACUGCCACGGGCAGCAACAGGAAUGUCGACUUGGUGCAGCAGGUAUUGGAAGCUCAGCAGCAGUUGUCCUCUGUUCUCUUUUCUGGUUCAGACAGCAGCGAGGAUGUUCAAGAUCAGCUAAACGCAGAUAUCUUUCAGCAAGUUAGCCAGAUCCAGAGCAGUGUAAAUCCUGGGAUGUUUUCCUCCUCGGACACUGCUGUCCAUUCCAGACCAGAGAACCUUUUGCCUGGCCGAGCUGAAAACGUUCACUCGCAGCCUGAGAACGCAUUGUCCAACCAACAGCAGCAGCAACAGCAGCAGCAGCAGCAGGCGAUGGAGACUUCUGCAGCAAUGGUGAUAGGCAUCCAGCAGAACAUUUGCCAGGCUGCCACACAGAUGCAGUCCGACUUGUUCUCUUCAACAGCGUCAGGGAACGGAGCCCUCCAGCAGUCUCCUGUUUACCAGCAGGCUUCUCACAUAAUGAGUGGCUUAUCAGCCAGCGAAGACAUGCAGAUGCAGUGUGAGUUGUUCUCAUCAUCUCCUGGCGUUUCUGGAAGUGAGACUACUCCUGCAGCUCAGCAGCAGGUCUCCAACAAUGGACCUGCUAUGUUUCAGGCGUCAAAUUCUGCAGAUGGAGAAGAGGGUUCAGGACAGAGUAAGCAGAUGCAAAGUACUGUAUUUCAGACCAUGGUUCAAAUGCAGCACAGUGGAGAAAGUCAAUCUCAAGUUAAUCUCUUCUCAUCUACCAAAAACAUGAUGACUGUCCAGGCAAGUGGAACUCAGCAGCAAGCAGGUGGGCUGUUUCAGCAAGGAGGAGAAAUGAUGUCCAUUCAGUCGGGAAGCUUUAUGCAGCAGUCUCCGCAUUCACAGGCUCAGCUCUUUCACUCUCAGAACCCGAUUGGCGAUACUCAGAAUAUAUCCCAGGAGACACAAGGCUCUCUUUUUCACAGUCCAAAUUCCAUUGUCCACAACCAGACCAGUACUAAUUCCUCAGACCAACUGCAGCCUCCCAUGUUCCACUCGCAGAACACCAUGGGCGUAUUACAGAGCUCCUCAGUUCCUCAAGACCAGCAAUCUGCCAACAUGUUCCUCUCCCAGAGCUCAAUGAGCAACCCUGCAACACAGGAAGAGCAGAUGUCAUUCUUCACGAGCCCAAAUUCCAUUUCUCCUCUUCAGACAGCAACAAACACUGAACAGCAGACUUCAUUCCAGCAGCAGACACAGAUCUCUCACAUGCAGAGUUCUAUGCUUCCCCAGGAACAGCCCCAGACACAGCCUGCUCAACAAGGCUUGUUUCAGUCCCAGGUGUCUUUAGGCUCCAUCCAGUCCAGUUCAAUCCCUCAGAACCAGCAAGGAGCAAUCUUCCAGCCUCAGCACUCGAUAGUCGCUAUUCAGAGUAGUCCUCCCUCUCAAGAGCAGCAGCAGCAGCAACAGCAGAACAUGAUAUUCAGUAACCAAAAUGCGAUGAGUACAAUUGCUUCUCAAAAGCAGAACAUGAUCUUCAAUCCAAAUCAAAACCCCGUUACCAAUCAGGAGCAGCAGGGUCAGUCCAUUUUUCAUCCACAGACCAACAUGGCAUCAAUGAACCAGGAGCAGCAGCCCAUGCAAUUCCAGAGUCAGACUACAGUGUCUUCUCUCCAAAAUCCUGGAUCCAGCCAGGCAGAAGCACAGCAGCCAGCCAUCUUCCAUAACUCACCCCAGAUUCAGUUGGUCCAAGGGUCACCAAGUUCUCAAGAGCAACAAGUCACCCUCUUCAUCUCCUCAGCUUCCAUGUCUGCCCUGCAGAACAGCAUGAGCCAGCAAGAGCUGCAGCAGUCUCCAAUGUACUCUUCUCAGAACAGCAUGGCAGGAAUGCAGGGAACUGCUUCUCCUCCACAGCAGCAGCCUUCUUUAUUUCACAACGCGGCAGGAGGUGCCAUCAACCAGUUGCAGAACUCUCCUGCUUCGUCUCAGCAAACAUCAGGAAUAUUCCUGUUUGGCAUCCAAAACAACUGUGGCCAGCUGUUAACAUCUGGACCGACUACACUGCCAGAUGAGUUGAUGGCCAUAAGUCAGCCAGGACAGCCCCAGAAUGAAGGGCAAGCUGCGGUGCCGGCGCUUCUCUCCCAGCAGAUAUCUGAGACUCCUCCACUACCCUCAGCUAUGGCAACCAACCAGAACAUGGAGAAGAUAGAUGAUCUGCUUGUGUCACUGCAAAACCAGGGGAACAACAUGGCUGGCUCCUUUUAAUUCGUCAAAAAUUCCAUGAAGAAAAAAAGCGAUGAUUUCCCAGAUCCUCUCAGACCUUCCUACUCUGGAUUAGGCUGUGUGGAACUGAUUGCUUCUGUCAAAAAGUGGCCCUCUUCUCUAAAGAGCACACCCGUGGCCAAUUGCAGUGUCUAGCACCUAAGGCUGUGACCAUAGUACUGGGAUUUGUAGUGCCAAUAAUGCUGAAGAGCUAUGCUUUGUUUUACUGGGGCGUGGGAUUGUCCUAUUACCAGAUUCCUGAUCCUCACUAGCAGUGAGGUGCUCUCUGAAUUUAAAGCAUACCUGGUCAGUUGUUAUUGUUGGUAGAAGGUAAUACACAUUACCAUGUUUACUUUUUUUCCCCUCCCCUUCCUUCUUCACAUCCCUUCUUUUGACUAGAAAAGCUUGUGAAGCCAGAAACAUCAAUGCCUGUGACAUGAGCCGUGACCCAUAGCUGUUAGUAUGUAGAGGGAGCAUGUUUUGCAGUCAAAUGGGAGAGCCAGUACUGUAGUUUGUUGUAGUAGGUGGCAAUAAAAAGUAUUGCUAACAGUUAAAAUAUUGAUAAUGGUUAGGAAGCAGCAGCAAAUCACUGGCUGCUGUGAGUGGCCAGAGCUGGCAGCUCCCCAGCUGAGAUGUGAUAACGGUUUCUGUGUUCCUUACAUGUAACUGUGCAGAGAGUGAGGGUUUGUGGCUCUAACCAAGUGAAGAAAUGAAGGGGAACUUUCAGUGAAAUUCUGCUCUUAAAAGCUUAGAACACCUUAGGCUUGAGAAGAGAAUUCUGCCUGGCUGAGGAAGAAUGUGUCUGGCUCAGAUUAGUGGGGGUUAGACCUCCAGAAAGCUGCAUUAGCCGUUCUCAAACCAGCCUUCACCCAGCCACCCUUGCCAUGGUUUCCCUUCUCUCUCCCUCAGUUUCAUACUGUGUUUUUAACAAAGAUGUAAGUAUCCUACUGGCUUUAAAGAGCAGAAGCAGCUUUAGGAAUCCUCAGCAUUCAAUUGUUUAGUCAGUAGAAGCUUUGACAUAUAUGGAUUAAGGAGAGAGGAAGCAAUUUCUCCACCACCUUCUAAAUGCAGGAAUCUCCCUUCUCCAGCUGUUACUGAUGUAAAUCUGCAGCUUGACUUUACUCCAAGUAGGGGGGCAAACGCCAUCGUUUCGAAGCGUUCUUGAAGAUUUCACUUCAUCCUGAGCUGUUGCAUCUUUGUAGCGCACUGAGCUCAUCGCAGUUUUGAAGUGAUGCUUUACUUUGACACCGACAGUCCCCAGGUCUCGUUUCUAGAUCUCGUCACGUCUCAAUCCAAACCCACAAUUGACUGAUGUUACCGAAUGUAAAACCAACCCACUCCAGCCCGUGCAGUUGUAUUGUGAGGCGUGUGGAUUUUUCGGGUGCUCCAACUCUCCAGAACAGUUCAGUGAUCUCUCACUACAGCCUCCUUCAGAUGUUUGUUGUUCCUCCUCCUGCCUGUAGGAAGCUGUUGGGGCGGGUCGAGCCCAGCAGCUCCGCGUGUGGCUGUUCAGCCCCGGUAGAGUCUAGCUGGCAUCACGUCCCUUGUCCUUUUUGUUAUUUGGAAUAACAAAGCCUAGUCUGUAAAUGGGUUUUAAGUUACUCUUGUCCGUUUACCGUGCGUUUUCUCCCCAGAACUCGUGUGCAUAGUUGAGCCGUGUAGAGUUUUCGUUUGAAUGGAUUCUCCUGUCUGUCCGUCACGACGUUCACUUUCUCUUUCUGUCUCUCUCUUUCUCUCUCUCAUUGAGAGGCAUUGAAUUACGUUUUCAGUAGUAAGGCUUCUUGCCGAUAUGAAGGGAACUUUUCAGAAAGAGACCUGCUCUGGGUCAUUUAAUUUUGAAUACAGUUUUCAAUCGUUCAAGUUUUGGAUGGUUUAUAUCUAAUGUGUGUUUCAUUUUUUUGGAAAGCUAUAUUUUGUAUUUAGGAAAUGGUAUAACUAUUUUGCUAUUUGUACUGAGUGAGUACAUUGGCAUAAAUAUAAAAAUUUAUAUAUAUACAUAUAUAUAAAAUAUUCUUUUUGCCACACAUUUUUGUGGUAAAUUUGUGAGUUUGUCUGAUGUUCUACCACAACGUGGCGUCUGAUAACAGUGGGGUGGGGUGGGGUUUGUUAUGUCUUUAUUGAGUAUUUAAGUACUUUUUUGCAACAUGAAUAACUCGUUCAUCUCUCGCCAUUCCAUCAGGCAGUUUGCUGUUCCAGCUGGCUAGGAGAAGCUUCGCUGUGUGCUUUGGUGUGUCUUGUCGCUCAGCAGCAGGACCUAGCGAGGAAGCCCUAGGCCUUUAGGGCUGUGCAAAGCGAUGGGGUCUCGUCCAGAAUGAGCCAUUCAGCUCCUAUCCACUAUCACUGUCUAUUUAAUAUUUUAUUGUUAGCACCUCUGUGUUUUAACUCUUUAAUUUAUAAUUACGCUGAGACCUUGAAAAUUUUUAAAUCAUGAUAGAAAGAAUUCCCUGCUUCAUCAUGUCCAGAGCUGCUUUAAUCCUGAACCAUGCUUUUUUUUUUUACUUUCUUUCUUUCUCCCUUCUGUGAUUUAAUAUAAUUUUCUUUUCCUGCUAAGACAAAAGAUUAACAAACUCCUCUUGUGGUUCAUGACACGAAAGCAGCAAUUGUGCAGCAUUGGCUCAAUGCUCCGUGUGUGCUAUGUAGAAGACUGAGAAUUAUGGACCGAACCAGCUUCCAGACAGGGUGGAAGUCAAUAGCCAGUUACUCAAACAUGAACUGGUGGUGUUUGCAGGAUCGCAGUCCCAGGACAAGCUGUCGGGUGUCAGCUGGGGGCCUUCAUACACAGAAGUAGUCAUAGGAAUGAUGAAGUCACUUGUGUGCUGCUUCGAUUUGUUCCCUUGUUCCCAAGGGUUGUAAUCCUCACGUUGAAGUGCUGUCAGUCAGUGCCAAGUCACCAGGGACCAAUUCUCCAUUCCCAAGAUGUGUGUCCAAGAAAAGAAUUUCAUACCAGGACUGCUACAGCUCCAGGGGAAGGGUAUGUUUGAUUUGUGUGCAUAUUUUAGGUCGCUUACGAAGCGAAGAAAAAAAAAAAAAGUAAAAAAAGGAGAAAAAAAAGGUAAUAAUUAAAAAAAAAAAAAAAAAGGGCUGUGCUGUCACAUUUUCCACUCCUGGGUAACACCUUCCUCGUGUUCAAUUUCUCUUGUUCAUUUUAGGUCAAUGUUUAAAUGUACAACACUUGGAACAUGUGAUUUGGUUACAAAAAGUAUUUGUCUUUGGAUGGAGAGAUUGCUCAGCGGUUGAUCAGUGCUUGAACAAGCCACAAGCAGCUGUUAGAGAGGAUCAAGAGAGGUUUGGUAAGCCAAUAAAAAGCUUAAAGACAGGCUGCAGGGUUUCAUGGCAGAAAGAGCUGAGCCACAGCUGGGUUUUACCAGAGGGCUGACCACCUCCUUUUCUGAUUUCAGCAGUUGAUACUGAUCACUGGAGCUUACUCAGCUUGGUUUGGUUUUCCUCCUCUGUUUACUCCUCCCCACGCUCACACCAAGUUGCCCAUCAGCCACCAGUAGAUACUUCCCUGAAGAGAUGAGGCAUUGGCAUCCUAUCAGGUCUGUUGUGGUUGAGAAAGUGAGAAAAUGCCGAGAUAGUAGACUUCCUAAAUUUAAACGUCCUGUUUGCUGCAGGGAGAUUAGACCAGAUGACCUUUGAAUGCCCUUCCCAGCCCAAACCACUCUGUGCUUCUGUGUUUCUGUUGUCUCCACACAGCAGCACCAGGUGAAAAUGAAAAACACUGGGAAGAGUUUCCCCAGAGAGGCACUUGAAUCCUCGUCCCUGGAGAUGUUUAAGAGACAGAGGGAGAUGUGGUGCUGAGGGACAUGGUUUAGCACCAGACUUAGUAGAGUUAGGUAAUGGCUGGAUUUGAUGAUCUGAAAGGUCUUUUCCAACCAAAAAAAGAUUCUGUGAUUCUCUAGACCAGAGAGCUGUGUUUGCUGGGAUGGAGCUUCCAUGUCUUGUUUUUAUUGACACUUGACAACUCUGACCCUUCAUGUUGAGUUUAGGGCUGUGCUCUUCAGCUCUGCCUGUCUCUGCCACCCCCCAUGUCCACUCUGCCCAGUAUUCCCAGUGCAGAGGGGUUAGAACUCAGCAGGUUAAAAUCUAGGGAGGCACUCAUGGUCACCCAUUGAGACUGUGCUCUUGUCUGCUUACACACCAUGCACGCAGAGAUAUUUACAGCUAUAGAUUUCAUACAGAUAACAUCCAACACAGUUAUUAGCUGAACCUGUCCUCUGGCAGGAAGUUACUGGUGCUUUGUGCCUGAUGAGCAAUCCAUGCUCUUGUUAUUAAUCACCUCUUGGCACUUCUGACCCUUCAGCAGUUACUCGAGCCAAAUGCUUUGCUAUUACUUUAGCAUAAAGAUAGAAGAAAAUCUCAGCCUUGCUGCUUCCAAGUGGAUGUUUAAACACCGAUAAUUUUAUCUUAAUCACUUCUAAUCACAGACAAGGUAGUUACUUACUUUGUAGUUUUUAGACUAAAGCACAGGCAGUUGAGUGUUCAUCACUCAGGGCACGCAUCUUACUGGGAAUACAAAGUCUGGGCAGCUCCAGCACUGCACAUCCCCCAAAUUUAGGUAAAUUUAACUUCUCUUGUGAUUUGGGGGUGGAUUCAGUAGAUCUAUGAAAGAAACAUAUUUACCUUAAGGAUAGUGAGACACUGGCCCAAGUUGCCCAGAAAGGUGAAGGAUGCCCUGUCCCUGGAACCAUUCCAGGUCAGGUUGUUUGGGGAUCUGAGCAACCUGCUCUAGUUGCAGAUCUUGCUGCUGACUGGAGGGUGUGGGAUUGACUAGAUGAGAGUCUUAAAGGUCCCUUCCCACCCAAAGCAGUCUGUGAUUCUGUGAUUUAGGAUAUUCUAAACAGAAAACUUGUCAGGACAGAUUUCCUACUCCUGUUCUCUUUCCAGAGUCUUCAGAAGGAACACCACACAAGUCAGGAGCCAGCAUUUGCCAUCAAAAAGAUUUUAAAUCACUGUUUGAACAGCAGAAAAGAUUUGGUAAGAAACAUAAUCAAACUCAGUUGUUACUGGAGUAGAAAAGCUGCUGUGGUUUCCCCAGGGGUAGGGGUGUGUGUGUGCAGGCCUGCAUGUGGACCUGCAUGCUUGCAGAAGCUGGAACAGAGUUUUAACUGUCAGCUCUGGACUCUCACAGCUCUGUGUGGCAAACUGCUGGUCACUUUUGCAGUAUGAUGAGAGGAGGAGGGGUCCAAGGGGUUAGGGACAUUUAUCUGAGUGGUAGAAGCAAGAACCAGGAGGAUGAGUUGCUUUGCAUGCUCUGAGCUGUAGGUGGAAGGUGAGAAGAGGAAAUAUUGGUCACUGCUGACUUCUCAGAAGGGCAACAUUUAUUUUCAGAGUGUUUUUUAUGUUCCAGAGGACAUAGCAGCUCUGUUACUUCAUAAGCUAAAAGGAAACAAGCCUUGAGAUGUUUUGGGAGUUCUGUUUCAGUCUGAAGUAGGCUUUUGGGGUAUCUUGUGAGCACUUUGUGUUCUCUUCAGACCAGUCAUGCCAGUUACAAAUACCAGUAGUGCCCUGAGCCCAUGCGCCUGCUACUGGCUGGAGGUUGAGUAUGGGAGUCACUGCCAGAAAUGUAGUAGAUGGUGUUUAGGUACAAGGAAAAAGUGCAGCAGCAGGUGAACACCUGUAAAAGUAAUUGUAAAGCUGUGUGCGGGGCUCUGUGGGUUCCACAGGAGGAGAGGCUUCUCUUCCCUUAGCCCAUGUAGGGGUGUAAAUAGGUAAUGCCUGUAUAUUGCAGGGAUAUAUAUAUAUAUAAUGUAUAUAGAGGACUCCUGUAGCUGUUGUGUAUACAGAGUAGACACAGAGUAUGGACAUAGUUACAUUUUUAUAAAGGUUACUUUUCCUUACUAGGAGGUUAUUUACCAGGCUCUGUAGUCACUCACUGGCAGUUCUAUGCCCCUCUCAGUACAGUACCCAUGGUGCUGUUGGCAGUGUCGCUUGGGAGCUCCUGGAGGUCACUGAUACCCAUGGGGUAGGAGCAGCCACUCACUUUGGUGGCUUUGUGCCUUUUAAUGGAUAGUGGCAGAUGUGAUUUUAGCCAAGUGGUUGAACUGGUUCCGGGUGGGAGGCCUGCCCGCGGGAUGGGCUUGGGAAGCGCAGCGGCAGCAGCGCCGGUUGUUGGCAUCAGCAUGUGCUCCCAGCUAGCUCCCCUCAAGGAAUUCCUGGCUCCAGAACCUUUUCCAUGCUCAGUGUCCCAGAGGUCUUGCAAUAGGGAGUGAUUGGUGCUGUGUUGCUCUCUUCCCAUGGGGGUUGUGAAAUUGUUCUUGCGUAGGAAAGCUGGGACCGUUUGGAUUGGGAAGGUGAAGCUUAAUCUGUCAUUGCUCUUCUGUCUGCUCCCAGAGAGGCAGGUGUCUUUGGUUUUUAAAUACUUUCCUUUACCAGCUUUGUACUGCAGCAGUCGCUGUUAAAAAAAACUCCUGGAAAGCUGAGGGGAGUUCUGCUUGGUUUCUAGCCACGAGGAACCUGCCCCAACUUGCACUGACAGAUUCCUUACAGGUCAUGUGAGAAAUUAGACUCUCUAAGGGAAAUCCAGAUUGCAACAGCAGCAGUGUGUAGUUUGCCCACCAUGACUUGUCAGGCCAAAUCUGGUGUAGUUUGAAAUGAGUGAUCCAUGGACAUCCUUGUCCUGCUACAGGCUGUAUCCAAGCUCCUCUGUCAGGUGGAAGCAAAUCUUAUUUCCUCUAUUUGAGUCCUCAGUGUGUGGGUCUGACCUUUGCUGCUUCCAGAGAUGGGUCACUGUUGCUGUUUUACACUUCAUGAAAUUGCCUCACCUCUAAAGUGGUGGGACAAGGGUGAGGAACUCCAGGAUUUCCCUCCUGCUGUGGGACAUUCACUAACACUCUGCAAGUGCUUGGUUCAGACACCAAAACUUUUAACAGCUCCCCAUCUGCCUUCCCUUCACUGUAAAAAGCAAACCAGCAGCCCUCCGAAAUGCACCAGCUGAGCACUUGCUCCAGGGUUCAGAUCGGCAAAGAGCUCUGGGUUCAGGUCAUCUAAGCGGCCUUUACCCCGACUUUGGAGCUGCCCUUUGGUGAACUGGGGAAGGUCCAUCUCGAGUCCCUUGUGCAGGUAAUUCCCUGCAUGUGGCUGUCCCAGGGUGAGGAUUAAGGUACCCAAGGAGUGCACCUUUUUGAAAGAGAGUAGCACUUGUGGGUGUUUAUGGUACUCGUGGGUGUUAGUGGCACUUCUGAGUGCUGCAGAACUGGGACCACAUUCCAGUGUCCUUAGCAGACCACAGCAUUCCCAAAGCUUUCUUUCUGGACACUAAUUGAAAUGAGGUAAUUUGAGAUUACAUUUGCACUCAUUCAUUAGCAGUGAGUAAGCUCCAAACCCUUCAGAGGAGAGCUUUCUGCCUCUUAUCCUGGCUGCAUCAUUGAGUUCAGACCUGCCUUUCUGCCACGAGUUCCUGGCAAGCACUGGUCAACUGCUGAGCUGCCUCUUCCCCUGUCCUGCAAUGUGAAAGUAGCACCAGAUACUCCUUUGUGCACUCUGUGUAUAUGGCUUUCGUAGUUGGGAUCUUCAGAGCACUGAUACCCGGUGUUUUCAGUUUGUUCCAUCAGGGGAUAUUUUAUUUGCAUCUAUGUUUUUAGCUAUCCUGUGAUAACUUGUUGAAUAUUAAAAAAUACCAAUAUUUUGCUUCUAUUGGGACAUUUGUAUACUCGCAACUAUAUUUCUGUAAACAGCUGCAGUCAAGAAUAAAACAAGGAAAGUUUUCAUUUUGCAGUGUAAA